GCAGCAGUUGUGUGUGUGAAGUGGAGGAGGUCGCAAGGAAAGAACAAGCUGGAGAAGGAGCCUGUCCUGCGCUCUCUUCUCUUCUCUCUCUCAAUUUUGAAAGACCCCUGCAAGCGCGCCCCCCAGAAAGAGAGAAUUUUUUUUUUCUUUUAUGUUUCUUUACACGGGGCAUCAAAGCGCUUCCCUUUGCCGUCAGUCGAGCAGAAUUAUCUUCCCUCCCUAUAUACGGCACGGAGUCUUCUCCCUGUCUUCGCCUGCCCUUCCUCCCAGGGGGGGUCCUUCGAGAGAAGUACUGUAGCCGAAAAAGGGUGAAAGUCUCCAGGGAGUAGAGAAGCGGCGUCUCGGACAUGCUGCCCCAGCAGCAGUCGGCAACGUCGUCGCCGCAUGGGUUUCUUGGCUACCCAUAAACAGUGCCAACGUAGCGCGAUGCCCGAGACUACCCUGUCAGUGUAGACUCGAGCCUCGUGUUGGGAGGUACUUCGCGAGGAGUACUCCUCCUGUCAUGCCCACAGACAAACUCGUUGCGUCGCCCACUCUUCGCCCGAGUGAGACUUGAGGCUUUUGUAGACUUCGUAGUGGAGAGACGCAGAAGGACAGUUGUUGCCUUAUCCUUUGAACUGACUUGGGAUCAAUUCAGAGACUGAUUGUUUCUUACGGAAACUGUUCCUUUUAACUUGGUUUAUGGAAACUGUUUGCUACUGUGGCAUGAACUUUUUGACGAUUCAGUGAUUGAACAGUACAGUCGUUGUUAAUCAGUGGAUUAAAAGGAAACAAUUAAAAUCCAGGAUUAAUACAUAAUUUCAAGGUGAACGUCGUCAGCCGAACUUGGACCCUUGCCAGGACACUUAUAUACCUGUGGACGAUCACCCGGGGGACAAAGCAACUUUAAACACAGAUACUCUGCUGUUACGAAGAAAACAAAAUAAAUGAAUAAAUCUGUCGCUGCUGAUGCCGUUGCUGUCCUGCAGUGCUGUAGCUGAUGUUUCUGUUGCUGCUGAUGCUGAUGCGUUGUUUCGAAGGACGCUUCGAAGUGAAACAAAACUUUGUGAAAUUAUCAGUCAACUUGCUAAGCCUCCCAUGAAUUCAUUGCAUUCGUUGAGGAGCGUCAAGAAGGUUAUGAAUAAAACAGGUCGAUUAUGUCGGAAUAAUAAUUUUAAUCUUGUGGAAAAUAGAGGAAUUAUAAAAGACAUUCCAAGUGUUGUGUGCAGUCAUUAAAGGACUAUAGAAAAAAAGUGUAAAUGCAUAGAAUGUAAAUGCAUAGACAAAGGCCUUUUUAAUACACCGGUUUGUCACAACCCAUUUUUUUUUAUUUCUUCAUCUUGCGGGACUUUUGAGUCUCCUCCAGUUGUUAAGUUGUGAGAGUGAGUGACGGUUCGUGAGGUAGAAGGUCCUCCUUCCCCAGCAGGAGUGUGAGGGGUGAUGUAGGGAGUCCAACAACGCCCCGCUGAGGCCUCCCCAGGACUUAGCCUCCUGCCCAGGACACAUUACCCUAGCCCCUGUGGAACCGGGGAUUUGCGACGCCAUCUUCCUCCUCCGUGUAUCUAGAAUUAAUCAACGGCAUUAAAUUGUGCUUCGGACACUGAACCAAAUAAAAGGCUUUUAUUUUUUCUCACAGAUUUAUAGUUUUCAAUUGGACAUUAUUUUGCGUGUUUUACGAUUACUGCCUUACGUGUUCUGCCGCCUAAUAAUAAACAGCCAAGCCUCAGGGCCCCUAAGUUGUUAAGAGCUACGUGGUUUGAUUAAGGGAUUGCCGAUCAUUCAGAAGUUGAUUUUGUGCGUCAGUGUGAUUUUUUUUAAUCAACUCCAAAAACGCAGAAAAAAGGUGAAGGAAAUAUAUGUCGAGCAUCCAAGGAUAUCCAGAAUUUAGCAAACUAAUAUUUCUGCCUAAAAUCAUUAGAUUGUCAGACUUGCUUGACAUCUAUUAGACUUGGGAUAAGGUAUUCACAUUAUCUUACGCAGAGAUACCUUCUGAACCCUGACGAGUGUGUUUAUUUCAACACAUGCUAGUGUUUAUCGUCAAAAUACAAGGUUGUAAAUGUUCCAACACCGUUAAUGAUUUCUAUGAAUGUGAGAUAAGAGGAAAUUGUUGUUGGAAAUUGAACAAGAGUGUGUAUCCUGAUUUAUAUAUCUUUAAACUUUUUCUAUUCUAAGUACUUUUCCAUAUUCAGAAUUACAAACUUAUAAAGAUAAUUUGUAUUUGUGUAAAGUAAAAACUUUGAAAGGGAAAAACAAAAGAAUAAAACAGGAAAAAGAAAAAAAUUCGUUCUAAAUUGAGGUGAACUGUCUGUAUUAGCUGAGGCAUCAAAGAAAAAGAGAUACACGAUAAAGGAUUGAGGUGUGUCUUGCCUCCUAUAGCUUCGACAAACACCCCUGAAUAAACAUCUCCACAGUCUCGAGAGCUCCCGCGUUAAAUCGUCCCUUCUUUGCCUCUCGACUUUCUAGAGGAAUUUGCUGACCAUUCGUUCCACCUGUGUCUUGGGGGGCUUGUUUGUGCCCACACCGACGAGAAGAAAACGAAGAGAAGAAGACGGAAGGGAGCUUUUUAUAGGACCUUUUCUACACGAUACGAGAUGAUUCACCUGCUUCCCUCUACAUAAAAGUGUUUGGAAGUUAAUGGUGCCUUCAGAUCAGGUCUAGAUUUUUUUUAUUGAGAGCUCAGCAAAUAAAGAAAAGGAGUACAGAUGUAUUCUUUCCAUCCAUUUGAGGAGAUGGACCUCAAUUCAGAUUCCAAAAACGGGGGCAAAUACGCCCUACGGACGAAAUCGAUCAUCAAAAGGAUAGAAUCGGAGAAGAACAGAGCUACAGUGAAGAGACGAGAGCCCAAGGAAAAACAGAAGCCUCCACCACUCAGCAAAUACAGAAGAAAGACGGCCAAUGCUCGGGAGAGAAACAGAAUGAGGGAGAUCAACGAUGCCUUUUCCACUCUCCAGAAAGCUAUUCCAGACCUUCCAGGCGCCGAUACCGAGAAACUGACGAAGAUCACAGUACUGAGAUUAGCCGUCAAUUACAUCAACGCCCUGGCGAGUGUUCUAGACGAAGAUCCGUUUGGUCCCACUGACAUAGAAGAUGUGAGGGAGCUCUGGUGUUUGGAGAAUGCUCACAUGGCCCGGCCUGAACACUGCGUGAGACCGGUCAUAAGGUCUACCUCGAAAGUCACGGCAAACACAGGGAAAUCGAGCAAAAGCUGCAAUAACAACAAAAAAUCAAAUAGCAGCAGCGGCAAUACUAAUAAAAGUUCAAAACCCAGAUCGCCAUCACACGCAAAAUCGGAUAAGAAAAAUACGAUAGGUGGGAAACCACCGACCAAAAGAAGUAAACCGAAGACCAAAGGUAAAGUGUGCAAAACAGCGAGCAUCGUCACAAGCAACGGUGCUUAUAUUACCCUGAAAAAUGUCGCUCUGCAGACCCCACCAAACAAGCUGGGAAGACUGGCCAAUAACGAACCUCUAAUGAUGUCCAUGACAGUCAAGAGACCGAGACUGGAACCUGUAAUCAGCUGUCGAGCGUCAAAGAUCCCUCGUAUGGAACCAACAACAGUACCUGCCUUAACCCUCAGUCAGCCUUUGAUAGCUCUCACCCCCUGUGACCUAAGUUUGUCACAUGUGCCAUCUGCAGUACCAGGGCACGAUACCCCAGAGCCUAUGGCAGGUGCCACCCCGUUCACAUACAAAGCAACCCCCACCGAGCCUCAGUUUUCCAUGGCAGUCACUCCAAGUGAGCCUGUAUCGUUAAACGUUACUUUCCAGGAUCUGGACAGUCCCCUGGUCAGAAACGACGUUUUGCUGGAAUUUCCAAAAUACGGAGGAUAUAUCAGCGAUUCACUGAGCGGAGAUUCGGCUUUUUCCAGCGAAGGAUCCUCACCGCCCAGUCCUACCAUCGGAAUGCCAGUGAUCUCAACACCAGUGCCCAUUCCAAUCGGUGACACUUCUCCCUCUGGCUCUUUCUCCUCCACCAGCGACUUUUCCGUCUGCGGGUCAACGUCGGAUUGCGAGAGCGUCCUGACGACGCCUGUAGAGCUCGGGAGCCUCCUGGGUGACGAGCCCUUCGAAGAGGAGCUCGACCACCUGACGUCCAGCUUCGCCGAAGGAGACGACACUCUCAACCUUUUCCUUGCUCACACGUCUUCGAAUUUCAUUUGUACAGACAUCGACGACUGUUGAAGUAACAGGCUUACUACCAUCCUCAACAUUCCAUUAGUUUAUUUAUUACUGAUAUUGCUUACAUAUCAGCACUUGUUAUUUUUUCCAUGCUGUGCAAUUUAUUUUUGCAUUGAAAUAUGAGAGCUGCUUUCUUAUAUAUAAAGUCUAAGACAGAUAGAAACUGAUUCACCAAUCUUACAACGAGGUUGUAUAUUGUUGGCAAUAUGUUUAAAUUCUGGUCAUGGAUGUAAGAGUGAUGUAAAAAAAAUAUAUUUAAAAAAAAAGUUGUGAUAGGUUCGAUAUGAUUUUGUACAGUUAAAAGAGAAAUGAACUUUGUUAAAUAAAGACAUUGGUUAAAAUAAAAAGAAUAAAAAUUAUACGUAUUUUCUAAGAGUGAAAUAUACAUAUCAGCCUUCUGUGUUCAAAUCUUGUACAUAAGAUAUUUUCCAAAAUGCUUUUAUAUGUAAAUAAAUGAAGCCUUUUUUGCAGAAGCCG
This is a messenger RNA of Macrobrachium nipponense, 4634 nucleotides long. RefSeq lists its product as uncharacterized. Gene Ontology annotation, biological process: sensory organ development; axon development; positive regulation of transcription by RNA polymerase II. NCBI's taxonomy places the organism in Eukaryota, Metazoa, Arthropoda, Malacostraca, Decapoda, Palaemonidae. The transcript has 2 exons. Gene Ontology annotation, molecular function: E-box binding; DNA-binding transcription factor activity, RNA polymerase II-specific; protein dimerization activity. The record is from RefSeq and is a predicted model, not a curated record. The coding region runs from base 2682 to 4160 and encodes 492 amino acids. Gene Ontology annotation, cellular component: nucleus.